Nezara viridula (southern green stink bug) is the source of this 1626-nucleotide messenger RNA. NCBI's taxonomy places the organism in Eukaryota, Metazoa, Arthropoda, Insecta, Hemiptera, Pentatomidae. The record is from the annotation of a GenBank genome assembly.
AUUUUAUCAAUUAAUUUUUUCUUUUAUCCAUAAAACUUCUUAUUUUUGUUUAUAGUAAAAUUGUUAUUUAUGGAUUACUCUGCCAAUCUUUAUAUCAAAUAACUACAAUUUCUUACUGAACUCAACCUUGCCUCUUUGUAUUGAUUCUAUCCAUAUUUCAUUAUUAGUACUGUAGUACUUCUGAAUAAUUGAGACAAAUAAAUAUUAACAGUAAAUGUAAAACUAUUAUUUAAUGACAUUGAUAAUCUUCAAAUGUAAAAUGUAUUUACAGCCUUUCCUCAAAUGAAAUGUUGUUUUCACCACCUAAAUCAAUAUCUUCAGAACAUAAAGAUGUUAUUCAUGAUGUGGCUUUCGAUCAUUAUGGUAGAAGAAUGGCGACUUGUUCAAGUGAUCAGUUUGUAAUGGUUUGGGAUAAAGAGCAGGGUGAUGAUAAUUGGAAAAAAUCAGCUGAAUGGAAAGCACAUAGUGGUUCAGUUUGGAAAGUUGCCUGGGCCCAUCCUGAAUUUGGGCAAGUUUUAGCAACUUGUUCUUUUGACCGAACUGCUGCAGUAUGGGAAGAAAUAGUAGGUGAAAGUUAUAAUAUAAUAGGGCAGAAACACUGGGCUAGAAGAACAAAUCUUGUAGAUUCAAGAACAUCUGUUAUGGAUGUUAAAUUUGCUCCAAAAUCUCUGGGAUUGCUGUUAGCGACUUGUUCAGCAGAUGGUGUGAUAAGGAUAUAUGAAGCACCUGAUGUUAUGAAUUUGGCACAAUGGACACUUCAGCAGGAAGUACCGUGCAAAUAUCAAGCUAGUUGUAUUUCUUGGAAUCCCAGUUAUACAAGAGAGAGGCGUUGUACAAAGUAUUUUAAAUUGAAUAACUCUGACAAAAAAGAAGGUGAAAUGAAAAUACAUGAUUUGGAUAAUGGAUAUGCUAAUUAUCCUUUUAUGGUGGAAGAUCCUGAUUCAUAUAUUGUUGUUCCCCAGGUACCUAUGCUUGCUGUAGGAUUCGAUGAUCAAAACUGUGGAGCUAAUAAUAGAGUGGUAAUUUUACAAAAUAUUACAAGAUUGAGGAGAUGGAACAAAACUGAAUGCUCAACAUCUGUAACUGACCACUGUACUUCAUCUGUAACUGAUCCAGUUCACGAUUUGGCUUUUGCUCCGCGGCUUGGCAGAAGUUAUGACCUGUUAGCUGUUGCAACCAAGGAUAUUAAACUUUAUGUUUUAUGUCAGAUAAUGAAUUCAUCAUUCGCUACUGUAAAAUUUAAACUACACUUAGCUGCGAAUUUUGAAGGUCAUAAUAGUACAGUUUGGAGAAUUAGUUGGAACUCAGUUGGAAGCAUUUUAGUUUCUUCAGGAGAUGAUCGUUGUGUGAGGUUAUGGAAACAAUGUCCAGUUGGUCCCUAUGAUAAAAAUGAAGAAGAUCGGGGAGUUUCGUCUCCUUCUAAGUUAUUGGAUUCUGUGCAAGGGCAAGGCCGUAAAUACCAUUGGAAAUGUGUUGGAGUCAUUAAGGCUGAAGGUUUAAACAUUUAAAAAUUCAACACUAGUUUCUUAAAAUUACUUUGAUUAUAUUGUACUGAAUAUUUUUUUAGCAGUAUAUUAUAUGAAAUAAAAUAUUUAACUGUUUUGUAAAAUAUAAAGUGUGAAGCUA